CGGCUCCUCUCAUGCCGCCGCUAAGGCGCUGGAUCCGGGGCCGUCUGUGAGCGCGCGGCGCGCGGCGGGUGGAUGAACAUGGCGUGCAUCGGGGACGCGGACCCUUUCACCGCGGCGAUACCGGCCACCAAAGUUGAACUCACGGUCUCCUGCAGAAACCUCCUGGACAGAGACACGUUCUCCAAGUCUGAUCCAAUUUGUGUGCUGUACACCCAAGGAGUAGCCAACAGGGAAUGGAGAGAGUUUGGACGAACGGAGGUCAUUGACAACACCCUCAACCCCGACUUUGUGCGCAAAUUCAUCCUGGACUAUUUCUUUGAGGAGAGGCAGAAUCUACGCUUCGACCUGUACGACUUAGACUGCAAGAGCGACAACCUCUCCAAGCACGACUUCCUGGGUCAGGCCUUCUGCACGCUGGGCGAGAUAGUCGGCUCCCUGGGGGGCCGCCUGGAAAAACCUUUGAUCGGGAUCCCGGGGAAGAAAUGCGGCGCCAUCAUAGUCAGAGCAGAAGAACUGAGCAACUGCAGGGAGUCGGUGAUGCUGCAGUUUUGUGGCAACAAGCUGGACAAGAAGGACUUCUUCGGAAAGUCGGAUCCUUUUCUCGUCUUUUACCGCAGCAACGAAGACGGAUCGUACACCAUCUGCCACAAAACGGAGGUGGUGAAGAACACGCUGGAUCCCGUGUGGCAGGCUUUCAAGAUCCCCGUGAGGGCGCUGUGCAACGGGGACUACGACAGGAGCAUCAAGGUGGAGGUGUACGACUGGGACAGAGACGGAGGUCACGACUUCAUUGGCGACUUCAGCACCAGCUACAGAGAAAUGUCCAGGAGCCAGUCACAGUUCCACAUCUACGAGGUUCUAAAUCCAAAGAAAAAAGGGAAGAAGAAGAAAAAGUACCAGAACUCAGGAACGGUGACCCUCCUCUCCUGCCUCGUGGACACCGAGCUCUCCUUCCUGGACUACAUCCGAGGCGGGACUCAGAUUAACUUCACAGUGGCAAUUGAUUUCACGGCAUCAAACGGCAACCCGUCCCAGCCCACCUCGCUCCACUACAUGAGCCCGUACCACCUGAACGACUACGCCAUGGCGCUGAGGGCCGUCGGGGAGAUCAUCCAGGACUACGACAGCGACAAGAUGUUCCCGGCGCUGGGCUUCGGCGCCAAGCUUCCUCCGGACGGGCGCGUCUCGCACGAGUUCGCCCUGAAUGGAAAUCCACAGAACCCGUACUGCAGUGGCAUCGAGGGGGUGAUGGAGGCCUACUACCAGAGCCUCAAAUCCGUGCGUCUCUACGGACCCACCCACUUCUCCCCCGUCAUCAACCACGUGGCCAGGUACGCGUCGGCGAUGACGGACGGCUCGCAGUACUUCAUCCUGCUCAUCAUCUCAGACGGCGUGAUCACGGACAUGGCGCAGACCAAGGAGUCCAUCGUCAAUGCCGCGUCUCUGCCCAUGUCAAUUAUCAUAGUCGGGGUCGGACCAGCGGAAUUUGACGAAAUGAUUGAGCUCGACGGGGACGAGGAGAGGAUCUCGUCCCAAGGACGAUACGCCGAGCGGGACAUCGUUCAGUUCGUUCCUUUCAGAGACUACAUCGACCGGCGGGGAAACCACAUCCUCAGCAUGGCGCGCCUCGCCAAGGAAGUGCUCGCCGAGAUCCCCGACCAGUUCCUGUCCUACAUGAGGACCCGGGGGAUCAAGCCCGGGCCCUUGCCCCCUCCGUACACCCCCUGUCCUCCGCCUGCCCUCCACCCGCUCCUCUGCAGACGGGUAAGCCGGAUCUAAAAGGCGGAGGCCCCCACCCCGCGCUCUUGGACGCCAUGUCGCACGGCCGGGAACGAUUUAACGGGACAACCCUGAGUGGGACGCUUCCACUUUGUAUAGGAAGGGACUUCAAGGGGUCGGUGCGGGGGGGUCUGAGAUCACCUCCCCCCCCCCCAGCAGGGAGUGUGGACCGGACGGACACGUCGGACUGAAACACUGAUUCCGCUCUCCUCGUUCUUUCACAAAAAAAAUUGCGUCGCUCAAUGUUGAAAUGUUUACAAAAUUGAGGAAUGGAAGGGAGCAUUUUUUUCAGGAGGAAUUUUCCACCCAUCAAUGUGAAAACCUUUCAGAUUCCUAUUUUUUCGGGUGCAGAAACUGAAAGUUGUGACUUUGUACAAAAAAAAAAAAAACAUUUUAGGCCCCCGGUGCCACAUUCUUCAUUUACAGAGCGUGUGUGUUUUUAUUUUGUUAUUCUUCUUUUUAUAUAAAUGGAGCAUGUGCUAGUUUUAAGAGAAGCAUGCACUGUUGUCCUGCACUCAGGGCCUUUUACCCCCCCCCCCCUUCCCCCCUCCCUCCUUUACUAUCACCACCACUGCCAUGUUCCAUUAAGAAGCAACCCAUCACCCCGAUGUGUUC
Molecule: messenger RNA, 2394 nt
Organism: Pungitius pungitius (ninespine stickleback)
Lineage: Eukaryota; Metazoa; Chordata; Actinopteri; Perciformes; Gasterosteidae
Product: copine-8-like
Exons: 20
Coding region: 73-1779 (568 amino acids)
Biological process (GO): cellular response to calcium ion
Cellular component (GO): plasma membrane
Molecular function (GO): calcium-dependent phospholipid binding
Source: RefSeq, a predicted model, not a curated record